Messenger RNA from Manacus vitellinus (golden-collared manakin), 2700 nucleotides. It is a transcript of the gene FSCN1, whose product is annotated as fascin actin-bundling protein 1. The record is from RefSeq and is a predicted model, not a curated record. The coding region runs from base 813 to 1460 and encodes 215 amino acids. The transcript has 4 exons. Gene Ontology annotation, cellular component: cell projection membrane; filopodium; cytoplasm. NCBI's taxonomy places the organism in Eukaryota, Metazoa, Chordata, Aves, Passeriformes, Pipridae. Gene Ontology annotation, molecular function: actin filament binding; protein-macromolecule adaptor activity. Gene Ontology annotation, biological process: actin filament bundle assembly; establishment or maintenance of cell polarity; cell migration.
UGCCUUGGCUCCGGGCUAUGGCUCGUGACUCACAUCCCCAAAGUGGUUUUAGGCAGAAAUCCACCAAGCUGGAGAGCUCUGGAGUAGAUUUGGCCCCACUAGGCCUGACUAAGCAGGUUUCCUCAGGCUCAGUGCCUGUGUUGGACGUGCACACACGGCCUGGUGGUAGCCCCAGGACUGGCUGCAUCCACCUCUGCCAUGGAAGUGCUGUCUCUGGCCCCUCUGGUGCAGGGAUGGGUCAUCCUGGCUGGGGAACAGGCUGGUGCCGAUGGUUUUUGGGAAUCAGGGAAAGGCUUGGCUGCCCCAAGGCUUUCCCAAGCCUCCUGUUCCUGCACACCUCACCACCCCAGCGGGCUGUGACAAUUUGUGGAUGAAAAACGGUGCCACGGUCCUUAAACAUGCCACGAGCUGGGAUUCAUGGGUGCUGCAGUGGCCUCUGCUAAUGGUUUGAGUAACCUGGCUGUCAUCUUUGGGAAAAACUGCAGUCCUUUUCCAUAUGAAAUAUUUACACUGGUCUUUGCUUCAUCAUAACGGAGCCGGAGAGUCAGGAGUGGAAGCUCACGGCUGCCUCAGCUCAGCCCAGCUCUCGUUUAUGGCUGUAACACCAAGCAGCCAGAUGAAAACCUGCAUUUGAACCCAAAAUGCCAGAGGGGAGAUCUGUGUGAGGGAUCUGGGAGUCACCAAAGCUCAACCAGGGAGCAGGAGCCCCUCUGAGUUGGGUUUCCUGGCCCUGCACCCAGACCUGCUGGAGAUGGGUUGUCAUCCCCCCGCUCCCUGGGAUCCCCAGCUCCAUCUGUCUCUGCUCUAUAGGGAUGGACCUCUCAGCCAACCAGGAUGAGGAGGGUGACCAGGAGACCUACCAGCUGGAGAUCAACAAGGACACCAAAAAAUGCGCCUUCCGGACCUACACUGGGAAGUACUGGACCCUCACCUCCAACGGGGGCAUCCAGUCCACUGCCUCCACAAAGAACGCGAGCUGCUACUUCGACAUCGAGUGGUGCGACAAGCGCAUCACCCUGAAAGCUGCCAACGGCAAGUACGUGACGGCAAAGAAGAACGGGCAGCUGGCAGCCUCCAUGGAGACAGCGGGUGAGACGGAGCAUUUCGUGAUGAAGCUGAUCAACAGGCCCAUCAUCGUCCUGCGUGGCGAGCACGGCUUCAUCGGGUGCCGGAAGGUGACCGGCACCCUCGACUCCAACCGCUCCUCCUACGACGUCUUCCAGCUGGAGUUCAACGACGGCGCCUACAACAUCAAGGAUACCACUGGGAAGUACUGGAUGGUGGGGAACGAGUCAUCCGUCACCAGCAGCAGCGACACCCCCGUGGACUUCUUUUUUGAGUUCUGCGACUAUAACAAAGUUGCCAUCAAAAUCAAUGGCAAAUACCUGAAGGGGGACCACGCCGGGGUCCUCAAGGCAUCGGCCGACACCAUCGACGCCUCCACCCUCUGGGAAUAUUAAUGCACUUUAGGGUACCUCCCAUUGCCAACUUCUCUUUCCCUUCUUCCGUCCUCUUUUCCUUUGGGUUCUGUUUCUCCUCUCUGUAACAGGAUUUUCAGACUGGCUUGUCCUUCCCUCCUGCCGUAGAGUUGGUGCAUUAUGUGGGAGGUGGGUCUCCGUAAAUCCCUGUAAGAACUGGAAAAGUGGUGGGGCAGCCCGCCUAUAGCUUUGUAGAAGGGUCUGUCUCUAUCCCCCAUCCCUGUUUCCCUCCAGGUUUGCUGGGCUUGGAAACCGCCGUAUCCCCCUCCCAGCCCCGAGCAUCACCUUAGGUAGUUGAUUAUCCUCUCCUUGAUUGAAAAAAGGGAAUAAGAUCACCUCUGAGCUCACUUCUGCCAUAUCAGCACUGGCACUGCCUCAGUCUGUGCUGCCAGUGUCCCCUGGAGCAUCCUCCCAUCCUGCCCUGCUCCAACGAGGGGCAGAGUGACGGUGCUGGGCUCAGCCAGCUCCUCCCGGCUCCUCUGGCAGCUUCUCUCCCCUCCUGGCUUUCAGGGCAGGUCCAUCCCCAGCUGAGCUGUAAGAGGUGACCUUACAUAUCACAGCAUCCCUGGGGACGGGGCUGGUGUGUGCUGGCACACAUCCCUGCAGAAGGGCCAGCAAGCUGCCCCCUCCCCUCCCCAUACACCUGGAAAUGAUUCUUUAGGGUGAUCCCGUCUGGAAAGCCUCAGCCUUUCAUCUCAUAGAGCCCUGCGCUCCUCAUGUCCCUCUGCCCCUCCUCACGCUUCUGGCUCUGGAGGAGCACCCCAGACCCUGAUGGUGGGUCCAGCCUGGCAGGUGCCUGCCCUGAGGCUGGUCCUGCUGCUGUGCCUGGAGGGGGGGGCGUGGGGGGACACAGAGCCAGCCCGUGCUGGGGUGGGGGCUUCAUCCAGCCCACCUCUCGUGGGGCCUCGGUCCCAGCAGGAGCCUGGCUGGCCCACGCGACCUCCCCGGGGUGGUGGCUGGAAGCAUAAAGUGCAGAUUUUGGUUUACAGAAUAGAAAAGUUCCUUAGCAAACUUUGCACAGUGAUACUUGCUCAGUACCUUUGUUGUUUUUUUUUCUUCCUCUCUCAUAAAAUACUGGAACAGUGAAGUGAAUCACUGAACACCUAAUGCUGAAUUAGGAAGCGCCCGCUCCUGCGGGCUCCCCUGAAGGGGCAGCUCCUGGUCCCACCACCCCCGGGGCACCUGGGCUGGGCUCUCAUGAAUCACAACCCUACUGGAAAAG